GAGAAACCACAGCAGGGGAACUUAUAAUGACGCAACAGGACGUUGUGUCCUCUUGAUCUUGACUAGAUGAGCAGUUUCUUCAGUGCACAGUUCCUUCACAGAAGAGGGAGGUACAUCAUACUGCAGAUAAAUAGUUGCUCUGCGUGCACGCAGGAAGAGAGAGCAGAGCAAAAGAGGAACUGAGAGAAGGAAAGAACGAAAGAGAGGAAGGACUGUUUACUCCGGCGUGUGCACUGACAGCAGCUUUCAAAAGUACAUCAAGAAUGGCAGACAGUGGCUUUGAGAGGGAGUUCCUGCAGACUCACAACACUUACCGCAAUCAGCACGGUGCCCCUCCCGUCUCUAUUAACCGUGAUUUGUGUCGUUCUGCCCAGGCAUGGGCAGAGCACCUGCUGUCAAUCAAAACCCUCAAGCACAGCAAGGCUGACUAUGGAGAGAACCUGUACUACGCUUGGAGCUCCUCGCCUAAAAAACUUACAGGACGUGAGGCAGUGGACAGCUGGUACAGUGAAAUUAAAGACUACAACUUUAAGAAACCUGGAUUCACCUCUGAAACAGGCCACUUCACUCAGGUGGUAUGGAAGGACACCAAGGAAGUGGGUUUUGGGGUCGCCACAGAUGGGGCUACAAUCUUUGUGGUGGGCCAGUACCUUCCAGCAGGCAAUAUCUCCAACCCUGGCUAUUUCGAGAAGAAUGUCCUACCAUCAGGUUCCCCUGUAGACCUAAAAUCAACCACCUCUGGUCCAGCAGGUGGUGGUGGACAAGCACUUGGUGGACUCAGUAUUCAGCCUAACAAGAUUCCAUCACAUUCUGGCUUUGCUGAAAAAGGGCCAUCGGGGGAAAAGAACAGCAGCUUUGAGAAGGAGUUCCUGCAGACUCACAACACUUACCGCGAACAGCAUGGUGCCCCGCCACUCACCAUAAAUCACGAUUUGUGUCGCUCUGCCCAGACAUGGGCAGAGCACCUGCUGUCAAUCAAAACUCUCAAGCACAGCAAGGCUGACUAUGGAGAGAAUCUGUACUAUGCUUGGAGCUCAGCACCCAAAACCCUUACAGGGCGUGAGGCAGUGGACAGCUGGUACAGCGAAAUUAAAGACUAUAACUUCAAGAAGCCUGGAUUCACCUCUGGAACAGGCCAUUUUACUCAGGUGGUAUGGAAGGACACUAAGGAGGUGGGGUUUGGGCUGGCCACAGAUGGGGCUGCAAUCUUUGUGGUGGGCCAGUACCUUCCAGCAGGCAAUAUCUCCAACCCUGGCUAUUUCGCGAAGAAUGUCCUACCAUCAGGUUCCCCUAUAGACCUAAAAUCAACCACCUCUGGUCCAGUAGACGACGUUGGACAAGCACUUGGUGGACUCAGCAUUCAAACAAACAAGAUUCCAUCACCCUCUAUCUCUGCUGAAAAAGGGGACAAAAGUGAGAAUUUGGCUCAGUUCCCCAGCCAACUGCUGGCAGCAAUGAACCAUUACCGUCAGCGCCACGGGGUACGCCCUCUCUCACAGUGCCCUGUCCUCUCUAAAGAGGCACAGGAAUGGGCAGCUCACCUGGUGAGCAUUAAAACCCUGAAGAACAGCAAGAAAGGCCAUGGAGAAACCAUGUCAUACAAAUGGACGUCUACUUUGACAGCACCUACUGGCGAAGAGGUUGCUGAGGGGUGGUACAAGGAAAGCUCAAAAUACAACUUUUCCACACCUACCUUUCAAAGUGGAACUGGAAACUUCACUCAGAUGGUAUGGAAGUCUUCAGAGCGUGCUGGAGUCGGGAUAGCGACAGAUGGGAAGGGCUUGUUCAUCACCGUAGCCUUUUAUGAGCCAGCUGGCAACAUCACCAACCCCGGCUACUUUCAGGACAAUGUGAAACCUGCUGGAAAAUGAGUGUACACUAACACAACCUAGCUCUCCCAGUAAAACCUGGUUGGCAGCACAAAGUUAAACAUUACAGUCUAGUUGUGUUUUUCAUAGCCAAAGAUUCCAAAGGAUGCAAGUUUAUUUAGAAGUAAGGUGGUGGGAUCCCUUAUUUUAUUUUGCCAAAAUACCUACAUUUCUCACUGGAUUGAAUAUGAUUUUUGCCAUUAUUCUUUGAAGCUUGUCCAAUCUUGCAACAGUUGCUACAAAAGCAAACAUUUGAGAGCAGAGCAUGGUUAGAUCAACUGGACACACUGAGAAUUAGUCAUAAUGGAGUUGGGAGGGAUACAGAUAGAACAAAAAUAUUUUACUGUACUUUUGCCUUAUUUGUUGUUUCCAGUUGAGCCAAAUAGGCUACAUAUCAAUAGGUAAUGGGCUUAAUCAAGUAUUAACAAGGGAUGUUUUGCAGAGGGAUGUAUAAAUCUAAUGAUGGUGUCAUGCAUUUAUCUAAAAUUAAAAUGGAAGAAAUUACUGUUGAUGAUUAAAGAAAUCUAAGAGAUAA
Messenger RNA from Colossoma macropomum (tambaqui), 2403 nucleotides. RefSeq names its product GLI pathogenesis-related 2 (gene glipr2). NCBI's taxonomy places the organism in Eukaryota, Metazoa, Chordata, Actinopteri, Characiformes, Serrasalmidae. The coding region runs from base 264 to 1871 and encodes 535 amino acids. Gene Ontology annotation, cellular component: extracellular region. The transcript has 14 exons. The record is from RefSeq and is a predicted model, not a curated record.